Molecule: messenger RNA, 836 nt
Organism: Aaosphaeria arxii CBS 175.79
Lineage: Eukaryota; Fungi; Ascomycota; Dothideomycetes; Pleosporales
Exons: 4
Coding region: 84-836 (250 amino acids)
Molecular function (GO): transmembrane monodehydroascorbate reductase activity
Source: RefSeq, a predicted model, not a curated record
AUGAGUGCUGCUUCUUUCCCCGCCUUGUAACACUUUGCUUUGCUUUUGCACACUUCAUCACCCAUCGAGGUAGUAGCUCUAAGAUGGCUUCAGCGACCGGCAUCCCAGAAAACUACAACAGCAAUGACGCAGCUCCACGGGAGGGAUUGGGAGAGGAUGAACCGCUGCUGGGACGCCGCGGGGAUGCCAGUCAAGAAGACGGCCAGCCAAUUUACAAGAACCUCUGGAUAGGCACCGCACCCGUCGCCCAAGCCGGCAUAUGGAUCCUCACAGCCAUAAUCUGGGGCGCCAUAUUCUCGCACCCCCUAAUCUUCUUCUCUCCCCACCCGCUCCUAAACACCACCGCCCUCCUCCUCCUAACCCAAUCAACCCUCCUCCUCCAACCCACGCACACACGCCCCCAAAAACGCCUCGGAACCCUCCUCCACGCCCUCCUCAACACCCUCUCCACCCUCCUCCUCCUCGCCGGCCUCCUCAUCAUCGAAAUAAACAAGAUCUCCCACUCCGGAACCCACUUCGUAUCCCCGCACGCCAUCCUAGGGCUGGCGUUCUACAUCCUCAUCGCGCUACAGGUGGUCGUGGGGGUAACGCAGUACUGGGUUCCGAGUGUGUAUGGUGGCGAGGAGAGGGCGAGGGGGGUGUGGAAGUAUCAUCGUGUGGGCGGGUAUGUGACGUUGGGGGUUGGGGUCGGGACGGUGGUCGCGGCGAGCUGGACGGAUUAUAAUGUUAACGUUCUGGGGGUGAGGCAUUGGGGGGUUAUUUUGGCGGGGGUGCUGGUGGUGCUGGGGGUGGGUGCGAGGGUUAGGUUGGCGAAGUUGGGGUGGAAGAGGGGGUAG